Molecule: messenger RNA, 558 nt
Organism: Tarenaya hassleriana
Lineage: Eukaryota; Viridiplantae; Streptophyta; Magnoliopsida; Brassicales; Cleomaceae
Product: 60S ribosomal protein L38
Exons: 3
Coding region: 35-316 (93 amino acids)
Biological process (GO): protein-RNA complex assembly; translation
Cellular component (GO): ribosome; cytosolic large ribosomal subunit
Molecular function (GO): structural constituent of ribosome
Source: RefSeq, a predicted model, not a curated record
UUAUGUUUACUAGUAUCCUCCUUAUAAAUACCUGAUGUCACUCGUUUGCGUCCUCCGACGGCGAUUUGCGGGGGAGAAGAAGCUUCAGAGAGCUCCUGACACGAAAAUGCCUAAGCAAAUCAACGAGAUUAAGGACUUCCUCCUGACAGCAAGGAGGAAGGAUGCUCGGUCCGUGAAGAUCAAGAGGAGCAAAGACGUUGUCAAGUUCAAGGUCCGAUGCUCCAAGUAUCUCUACACCCUCUGCGUCUUUGACCAAGAGAAGGCUGACAAGUUGAAACAAUCUCUUCCUCCAGGGUUGAGUGUACAAGACCUGUGAGAUGAAACAAGCAUUGGCAGAUGAGAGGCUCCGUAUUGAGGUUUACGUUCAUGUUGAAACGAUCAGUUUGUUGAUGUGGCGCUCUACUCUACUUGUUAGGGGAUUUUGUUUUUUCCUCUUUUGAAUGAUUCAAAACUUGGUUUUGGUUGUUUACAUGGAGUGGAAGACGUGUUUUAAGUUUUUAAACAGGUUUGUUGUAUUCAUCAUCCUCCUAUUACAUCUCGAUUUGGAGUUUUAACACA